AUGGACAAAAAUCAACGAAUUGUUAUCAUUGGAGCCGGCGUCUUCGGACUUGGAGCAGCUCUACGAUUCAAGGAAGAGGGUUAUACUUCAGUCACCGUCCUCGAUCGCUCUAUGCCACCGGUACCGGAUGGUUCGAGUAACGAUAUCUCUCGCAUCAUACGAUUCGACUAUGGUGAUGCUAUCUAUGCAGAAAUCGCCAGAGAGGCGUACGAGUUGUGGAAGACCGCAGAGUUCAAUGAUGCAUUUUACCCCACGCCAUGUCUCUGGGUAUGCCAGGAGGGUACUGCCGACCAACCAGUUCAGCCUCGAGCACAAGCGUAUAGCGCAAAGACCAAGCAAGUUCUGACUGAAAUGGGACAGCCAUGGCAUGCCGUGACGAGCGUGGAGUCAGCCAAGGAACGCUUUCCUGAACUCACGGGACGCUUGGCCACGACCGGUUUUGAUGGAUUCUACAAUACUAACGCCGGCUGGGCUGAUGCCGGCAAAGCUAUCGCUCGUCUUGCUGCCCGCUGUAUUCAUGCUGGGGUAUCAUUCAUGACUGGUCCCAAUGGCCACGUCACCGAAUUUGAGCAGAGUGCCGAUGGCAGCAUCAAGUGUGUUCGCACAGCUGAUCGCAACAGGGUGGAAGGUGAUAAGUUCAUCGUGGCUACGGGUGCAUGGACUCCCAGUUUGGUACCAGCAUGGAACUCAAUGCUCGCAGCCGGUCAGAUCGUCGGUUAUCUUCGACUCACUUCUGAAGAAGCCGUCCAACUGAAGAAGAUGCCUAUUUAUUUCAAUUUUUCAACUGGGUUCUUCUGCUUUCCGCCACACGGGGGCACUGGCUUUUUGAAGGUAGCCGUUCAUGGCUUUGGAUACACUCGGAAUGACGAGAAAGCGAAUGUGUCGUCACCUCCCACCAACUCCGUUGCAGCACGAGCCAAUUUUGUCCCGUCAGAGGGAUUGAAGAGGAUGGAAGCCGGUCUCCAAGAUCUCUUCCCCCAUCUCGCAUCGCGCGGCUUCGAGAGAACUGGAAUCUGCUGGUACAAUGAUACACCCACCGGUGACUUCAUCCUGGAUUACCAUCCUGAGCACAAGAAUCUUUUCAUCGCAACAGGUGGAAGUGGGCACGCAUUCAAAUUCCUGCCAGUGAUCGGAAAGUACAUCGUGGGCAGCUUCGAGCGUAAGCUUCCACAGAACCUUCUCAACAAGUGGAAGUUCCCAACGCAAUUCCGCGAGCGUUUCCAGGGAGAAGUCUUUGGUGGCGAUGGGAGUCGCGGUGGUCCCGAGCGCCGGGAGUUGACUUCCAAAGAGCGGAUCACCUUCGACUCUGCUUUAGCAGCUUCUGUCAGACAGAGCAAGAUCUAA
Messenger RNA from Penicillium brasilianum, 1344 nucleotides. The record is from the annotation of a GenBank genome assembly. NCBI's taxonomy places the organism in Eukaryota, Fungi, Ascomycota, Eurotiomycetes, Eurotiales, Aspergillaceae.